Molecule: messenger RNA, 993 nt
Organism: Penicillium pulvis
Lineage: Eukaryota; Fungi; Ascomycota; Eurotiomycetes; Eurotiales; Aspergillaceae
Product: cytochrome b5 reductase family protein
Exons: 4
Coding region: 1-993 (330 amino acids)
Biological process (GO): ergosterol biosynthetic process
Molecular function (GO): cytochrome-b5 reductase activity, acting on NAD(P)H
Source: RefSeq, a predicted model, not a curated record
AUGUUCGCUCGCCAAGCUUUUCGCUGUGCGCAGCCUCUGAAGCAGAGCUUCCGCAAGUACUCCGCGGAGGCUGCUCCCAAGGCUGCCGAGUCCACUCCUCCCCCUCCUCCUAAGAAGUCCAACUUGACUCCCAUCUACGUUGCGGUUGGUCUUGCUGGUCUCGGCGCUGGUAUUUACCGCUACAGCAGCACUGCUGAGGCUGAGCCCAAGGAGCGCACCAAGAUCUUCAAUGGCCAGGACUGGGUGGACCUGAAGGUCGGGGCCAUUGAGACCCUGAGCCACAACACUAAGAAGAUCCGCUUUGUGUUCGAUGACAAGGAGGCCAUUGGUGGUCUUCCCGUUGCCUCUGCUCUAUUGACCCGCUUCAAGCCCGAGGGCAAGGAGAAGUUCACUAUUCGCCCCUACACCCCGACCAGUGAAGAGGACCAGCCCGGCUACCUUGAUCUUGUCGUCAAGGUCUACCCCAAUGGACCCAUGUCCGAGCACAUCCACUCGCUAGCUGUCGACCAGACCCUGGCCUUCAAGGGUCCCAUCGUCAAGUACCCCUGGGAGACCAACAAGCACAACCACAUCGCUCUGAUUGCUGGUGGUACCGGUAUCACCCCGAUGUACCAGCUUGCCCGUCACAUCUUCAAGAACCCCGAUGACAACACCAAGGUUACCCUGAUCUUUGGCAAUGUCAAGGAGGAGGACAUCCUGCUGAAGAAGGAGCUCGAGGAGUUGGAGAACACCUACCCCCGCCGUUUCCGCGCUUUCUACGUCCUCGAUCAGCCACCGAAGGAUUGGGCCGGUGGUAAGGGCUUCAUCUCCAAGGAGUUGCUGAAGACCGUUCUGCCUGAGCCCAAGGAGGAGAACAUCAAGCUCUUUGUCUGUGGCCCACCUGGCCUGUACAAGGCCAUCUCUGGCGGCAAGGUCAGCCCCCAGGACCAGGGUGAGCUCGCUGGUAUCCUGAAUGAGCUUGGUUACAGCAAGGACCAGGUGUUCAAGUUCUAG